AUGGACACCAACCGCCAGAUCAUAGUCUGCAUGCGACAUUAUGAUGCUCCGGAGGAGGAACUGCACGAGAGGAGCAAGGCGAGAGAUUUCUGCAUGAAGCGGCUGCUGCCGGACGUUCCGCAAGAGAGGCUGGAGUCUGUCUUCCUGGACAGCUUGAAGAACAGGAAUGCCUACAUGGACGACGCGUGGGCCAAGGAAGAGCUGAUAAUAUACUACAAGUGCGUCAGAGAAAUGCUGCAUCACGUGCCAAGUGCUGUUCGCGCUUCCAUGUCUUUCCGUCUAGGACUAGAUGUGCAGGAAGAAAACAUCGACAAGAUACUACGCUGUGAAGCCAAAGGAGGAACCCAUGUAUUGUUUGAAGGCCUCCAGCGGCCCGGAUUCCUGCGCUGCCUUUCCGGACGCCGAGAGCGUCCUCACAUGACCGAGAUGUACGAUACGUCGACUGUGUACGACAAUCCUGAUCCCAACGAGAAGCUGAAGUUGUGCGUCAUGCAUAAACGAGCCUCGAGUGAGGUGUUUAUGGAAUACAGACAGUACCAAACUAUGGUAGAAAAGGAACAGAAGAGGCUGGAGGUCUGUUACAACCACCACUUGGGUAAACCCUUGGAGCCAACUACGGUUCCUGGCAUCGAGGAAAGCACAAUAGCCUCUGAAGCGAGUGCUAUGGACAACAGCGAAGUUACCACGGAUCAAUCACCAAUCCCUGUUUCUUCUCAGGAAAACGAAUUGCUGAGCACAGACGCUCCUACAACGGCUGCAAUUGGGGAGGACGUCACUGUUAAAUCGGAAUAACAGCGUACAAUCGUUGCUUCAUUGUGCCACAUAUUGGCGACAAAAUAAAGCGUGUGUGAACCACGUCCGCCUGA
This is a messenger RNA of Rhipicephalus microplus (southern cattle tick), 866 nucleotides long. RefSeq lists its product as uncharacterized. The record is from RefSeq and is a predicted model, not a curated record. Lineage: Eukaryota; Metazoa; Arthropoda; Arachnida; Ixodida; Ixodidae.